Messenger RNA from Clarias gariepinus (North African catfish), 852 nucleotides. RefSeq lists its product as uncharacterized. Lineage: Eukaryota; Metazoa; Chordata; Actinopteri; Siluriformes; Clariidae. The record is from RefSeq and is a predicted model, not a curated record. Bases 1 to 759 code for a protein of 252 amino acids. The transcript has 5 exons.
AUGUAUCAGCGCACGGAGAUAAACCUGCCCCGGAAGAAGAAGGUACCAGAAGCAUUUCGCUCAAACACCUACAGAAUAUUUGAUGAAAAAGUCCCCGAGCGAUUAAAUCCAGACGAGGCCAACAAGGACCACAAAUAUGCAUCCCGAGAUCCAGAAGUGGCAGAGAUACUAAAGACACACAACAUCCCACAACCUUACAAUGUCAAGUUCAUCAGGACUAACGUGAGGUUCCUCAACGAGCCCCUCGUUUAUAUGGAAACUGAGAACACGAGGGAUGAACAGUCUAAGUGGUGGCUGAAUACACCAGACAAGAAAGUGACUAGAAAAACAGCAUACAGUCAGGAGAGCACUCAGAGACGUGACUACCCACCAGUCAUGGAUAUUCCAGUGACCAGGGUUCGAGAGCAGAGAAAUAAUAAGCCUCCAGCUACUGGAAUCAUCCCGACUUUGAGUCCUCUUGGCCAGCCUAAAGAACUGGUGGAGCACAUGUCCUUUAUUCACCAGUAUGACUCCAGGAGGAUUCACGACCAACCCUAUCAAGAAAAACGUCAUGGAGCCUUUGUGUGGAGCGAGAGGGGGGCAAUGGGGCCCUGUGCAUUCCAGAACUCAGAUGGGCUUCGCUCGGACUCAGAGGGGAAAACAUACAAUAUGAACUUUUCCCAUCUCGCCCUUCAGUCCUCUCCGCAGAUGGAUGUGUCCACCGGGACCUUCUCCACCCAGUCAAGCCCUGACCAUGGGAACUCCUGCAGCAAGAAAUGACAAGAUGGCAGGCAUCCCCGCUUAGUCCGGUGGGAUCAAAGCUGCACCAUGUGGACGCGCCAGAGAACCAUGCUGCACUUGCGUUUGGGAAAA